AGGCUGCCGGGAGCGCGCGGCGGGGCGGAAGUGGCCGCCCGCCCUGUCCGGCCCUACGCAGGUAGGCGGCAGCCCCCGGGCUCCGGAGCCAGGCUCUCAGUGGGUGAGUGACGGUGCGCCCGCGGCCGGGUGCCCUCCCUCGCUGUGUUCUGGGGCCUGUUGCCACCCGCACCCGUCCGGCCCGGCCCCAGGCAUCUCAAACUCCCCCCGCAGCUAGGCUGUGACGGGUGCCGGACAGACAGACGUCUUUCCCCCUCUGGCUUGUGUGGGAGACCUCCCCUUUCUGAUGAGUGUGCCGUGCUAUAUCCCUGAGAAGUAGUGCGAAACUUCUACCUCUUCUGACCAGGAUGCUUCAAAUGCCCCUAGCAACAGUCCCUUCCCUCCCUCCCUGCCUGGCCUGGGCACGGUCUCUCCAGUUUGGCACUUGAUCACCUCUCUAACAGACCCACCUACGCACCCCAUCCUCACUUGCUCCUGUCCUGGCUCUUCUUGCUGUCAUCUAAGAUUGGACCUUCCCCUAGGCAGCAUAGUGCACUAUCCUUUUUUUUUACUUCCCGACUACCCACACCCCCUGCUCCUUCUGCACACCCCCUAGUCCCUUUCUGCACAUACAACCCUAGUCUCGGCUAGACUCUCCCAGCCUCGAAGUCUGGCAUCACCUGGUCCAUCCUUGCAGAGCUUCCUGCCCCUAGCACCUGUGACAUUCAUGCGCCUCCAGUAAACCCAAGCACCUUUCUGCAGUCACUCAGGAGUGCCUCAGUAACCAGCGUCAUUGCCCAGUUCCAUCUCAGGACUAUAUACUGGACAAAGCUUAGACCUGGGAACCUGGUCUCAAGGUGUCAGUGGAGCCUGACUGACUAGAUCUGUUUACAAGCUCCCAAGACUGAUGGUCCUGCAUGUACUGCAGGCCCUGCCUUGGGAACUCCUUCUCCCUGCCCCUCUGGGGCUUGUCUGAGGACCAUCCUUCUGGACUGGGCUAAGGCCCUCCUUUGAGCUGCUCCCUAGACCUCGGCCUAGCAGUCUUGCUGGAACCCAUGAGCACAGCCUACUUCCUUCUGGUUAAGACAAGGGAUCUCUGUCACAUAGAGCCCAGAGUGUCUUCGCUUGGCUAGAGACAGAAUUCUGUGUGCUUUCUUGCUUUCUUUGUUUCAUUUGACCUGUUAUAAAAAGGUAAAUGCUUCUUGCAACUGAAUGGACCAUGUACUGCAACCAUAUUGUCCCUCAGUCCCCUUUACCACGUAAUAUGCACCAGUGUGUCCAGGAGUGCAUGACAUCCUCUGCCUGCUGAGCAGCGGGGACAGGAGGAGAGGUCUAGAGAGUGGAAGAGGCAGGUGUCCCGUUGUCACCCACCUGACUGUGGCAUGUGUGCCCAUGAAGCUCCCACAGAUACGUGCGACCCUGUCACCUGAGCCUUGGAACAUCCUUCGCAGUGUGGCUGUCUUCGCGGUGGCCAUACAGUGUGGACAGGGUCACAGGAAAUGAAGUAGAAACUCAAGGCAGCUUCCGUGCAUUUGUGAGCAGUGAGCAAUUGUGAGCAGUAAAGUGCAGGCAUGCUGUGUUUGGGGUAUCACUUUGAGCUGGAGGGCAGCUCCUUUGCUAAGUCCCUCCCAGGGCACCGGGGAUGCAGACUAAGCAGAAGCAGCAGCGUUGUGAUGCCACAGAUGCAAACCGGGGAGGGUUCUGACGCCUCUCUGCCCACACUGGGAAAGGACUGAUGUGAACUGUAAGGAGCCUCAAGACGCUUGUGUCUACCUCACCCCCUAGCCUGUCCUGUCCAGAGUGCAGUUCGAUGCCCAUCCAGCCCUUUGACCAGCGGGAAUGGAAUGAGCCUAUGCACUCCCUCCGGAUCAGUGUAGGGGGCCUUCCUGUGCUGGCAUCCAUGACCAAGGCCACGGACCCUCGCUUCCGCCCCCGCUGGCGGGUGAUCCUCACGUCCUUUGUGGGUGUUGCCCUCCUCUGGCUGCUGUACUCCCACCAUCAGGGCCCAGUGCCAGGCAGGCCCCCCACCCACAAUGCGCACAAUUGGAGGCUCAGCCAGCAGCGCAUCUCUCAUUACAAUGACACCUACCCCCUCUCCCCCCCACAGAGAACUCCAGGUGGGAUUCGGUACCGAAUCGCAGUCAUUGCUGACUUGGACACGGGGUCCAGGGCCCAGGAAGAAAACACUUGGUUUAGCUACCUUAAGAAAGGCUACCUGACCCUGUCGGACAGCGGGGACAGGGUCAGCGUGGAGUGGGAUAAAGACCACGGGGUCCUAGAGUCCCACCUGGCAGAAAAGGGGCGGGGCAUGGAGCUCUCGGACCUGAUCGUCUUCAAUGGGAAACUCUACUCCGUGGAUGACCGCACAGGGGUCAUCUACCAGAUCGAAGGCACCAAAGCAGUGCCCUGGGUGAUCCUUUCCGAUGGCGAUGGAACUGUGGAGAAGGGUUUCAAAGCUGAAUGGCUUGCUGUGAAGGACGAACACCUGUAUGUGGGCGGCCUGGGCAAGGAGUGGACCACCACGACAGGGGAAGUGAUGAACGAGAACCCUGAAUGGGUGAAGGUGGUAGGCCACAGGGGCAGUGUGGACCACGAGAACUGGGUGUCCAGCUACAACGCCCUGAGAGCGGCUGCAGGGAUCCGACCACCAGGCUACCUCAUUCACGAAUCCGCCUGCUGGAGCGACACACUGCAGCGCUGGUUCUUCCUGCCUCGUCGGGCUAGCCACGAACGCUACAGCGAGAAGGACGAUGAACGCAAGGGCAGCAACCUCCUGCUGAGUGCAGCCCAGGACUUCAGGGACAUCUCUGUGAGGCAAGUGGGGACUCUGGUCCCCACCCACGGCUUCUCAUCCUUCAAGUUCAUCCCCAACACGGAUGACCAGAUCAUCGUGGCUCUCAAGUCGGAAGAGGACAAUGGCAGAAUCGCCACCUAUGUCAUGGCCUUCACACUGGAUGGCCGCUUCCUGCUUCCAGAGACCAAGAUCGGCACUGUGAAGUACGAAGGAAUAGAGUUUAUCUAGAUGAGUUAAGCUCGCACGCCCAGCGGGGGCGAGGGCCAGCGGCCGUGCUACACCAGGACUCAUAAAAACCGGGAGCGCCUCCACUUGUUUGCGUUUUUCUUUUUUUAAUCGAGAGCUGUGUUCCUGGCUAGAGAGUCUCAUUAUAGGGAGCUGAGCCGCUGCUCGGAGACUGGGAGCAAGGGGUCCUGUACAGGAACCCCAGGUGCUCCGCCCGCCCGCGCUCGCUCUGCACUGCCACCUGGUGGUAGGGAUUGAUCACUGCUGCAGCUAUCUUCUGAGCCUCUGGCCUUCAGAAUCCAGCCAUGCCUUUCCUUCCCUGGUCUCUGGCCUUUCCACGACUUCUAUGUCCAGUAUGUGUCUUUGAAGCAGCCCCGUGUUAAACCCUAGCUUAACCCUGGGAGCACACGAUAGUCUGAGGUAGGCCUGCCAGCCAGGCACUCGGGGGCCCCUUCUUCCUCCCAUGUGACUCUGGCAUUCCACAUGCUGCAGACCCCUGGAAAGUGAAUGUUUACAUGGCAGGGUGAGGGCCACCCCUUGGGAGGCACCUGCCCACACUCUGGAGCGCCUCUAGCACAGGAUUGCUUGCGAGCUGUUGAUGACUUCAUUUCUCCCCUCAGGAGGAUUUUGUGCUGUACAGCCUUUUAAAGUCCAAAUUAUUAACUUAUUUUUAUUAGAGCAGUUUCUUUUCCUGAAGAACAGAGUCACCAGACUUCAUCACACAGUGACAGUGGAGUUCCAGGAGCGAGGGACUUGUCCCCACACCCACAGUGGCGACAUGAGCUUUUACAGAAAGCGUCUCAGCAUCCCUGGCCUCUGCAACUUCCAAGGGCUGCCAUGCUUUCACCCCUCAGCGGUGGCUGAGGGAGGGGGGCUGCGCCUGACUAGAGACCUGCUCUCAUUGGCUCCUGGUGGGUAUUUAGCAGCCUUCUCUCUAGGGGGGCCUCACUGUUUUCUGCUGUCCUGUUCUGUCCAUGUUCAAAAGAGCCAAGGCAGCCGAGUCAGGCUCAGAGGUCGUUCUGCAGGCAGCAGCACCUUAGCUGCACCCUUAGACCAGGACAUCGGUCCUGCUGUAGGCACAGGGCCCUGAUGACCAUCACAAACCCCUUCCACAGGAAGCUAGGAGAGCCACUGCCACUGGGGCCUGACUACCCUCAGUACAACAGGCUGCUACUGACUUGUGGUGCUGAGGGCUUCGUGUACUGUUGUGCUGGGAGCUCAGCCAAACCUCCUUGAUGUGUGUCAACUGUGUUAGGUUGUGUGAUUCUGAGCUGAAAGAGAGGAAAUGAGAGAGGUUGAGAGAGACCUGGGCCCCUCGCUGAGGAGCCUUCCACACACCUUCCUUUCCCUGAGCAAUGAUUGUGUCUCUCCAUUGUUUUGUAAACAAUAAAGUGUCAGGGGAAUGUG
Molecule: messenger RNA, 4405 nt
Organism: Mus caroli (Ryukyu mouse)
Lineage: Eukaryota; Metazoa; Chordata; Mammalia; Rodentia; Muridae
Source: RefSeq, a predicted model, not a curated record